AUGAUGGGUCGGUGGUUUGUUGCUGAUUUGGGGUUUUGUGGAGGAUUUGAGGGUAAAGAUUGGGGCUUUUUUGGGAUAAAAUCUCUGUUGGGUGUGGUUUCAAUUGGUUCGUUGUUGCUUCAAUCUUUAGUGGUUUUAGGGGUAUUUGCUGGUUUUGCAGAUUUCAGUGGUGGACUGGUAUUGAAUCAUUUACAUAAGAUGAGUUCAAGCAUCACAGAAGGUGUGGUAAAUCAGGCCAAGCUUGUAGUUCAUAUAGCAGAAAAUGGCCAUUCAUUUGUGCUUGAUUGUGAUGAAACAACGCCUGUGGAGGCGGUUAUGCGGUAUAUUGAAUCAGUUUCUUUGAUUAACUUCAAUGACCAGCUUGUUCUGUGUUUGGAAAAGAAACUUGAACCUCAGCGGCCUCUUUCUGCUUAUAAGCUUCCAUCUAGUGAUGGAGAAGUGUUUAUAUACAAUAGAGCAAGGAUGCAAACCAAUGCCCUUCCCCCUCCACUUGAACAAAUUGAUGUCGUGGAAACUGCGGACCCGCCACCACCAGCUUCAUUGCAUAACCCCCAUCCUUUAGAUGAUGCUCCGGACCCAGCUUUGAAGGCCUUGCCUUCUUAUGAGAGACAAUUUAGGUACCAUUACCAUAGGGGUCAUGCAAUUUAUAGUAGAACCCAAGUAAAGCACCAGCAUUGCCAGAGGUUAUUGAAGGAGCAAAAGGUUCAGGAGAGGGCGAUGGAGGUUGCUAGGAUUAAUGUGCAACAAUUCUAUAGAGCAAUUCUUCAGAAUUACUCAGAUUUCAUGAAGCGUUAUACACAACAACACAGGAUAAAUUCAGAUCUUUUAACGAAUUUUGAGAGAGACUUAGAGAAACUGAGGUCGAUCAAGCUUCAUCCAGCUGUGCAGUCUGAUUCGCGCAAAAGCUUAGCCGAUUUUGUGAAGGAAGAUAACUUGAGGAAGGCUGUGGAGAAUUGUAGCAAUUCACAUAGGCAGUUUGAGAAGAAGGUUUUGGAGUUCAAGCAAAAGUUUAGUGAUGCAAAGCGCAAGGUGGAAGAAUUAUUUUCUUGUGGAGCUUCAUCAUCUAUUCGGAAUCUAGAGCUUACCUUCAAGGAGCAUCAACGAUUCAUCAAUGACCAGAAAAGCAUAAUGCAGUCUUUGAGCAAAGACGUAAGCACGGUAAAGAAACUUGUGGAUGACUGUCUGUCAAGCCAGUUAUCCUCCUCAAUUCGUCCUCAUGAUGCUGUUUCAGCCCUGGGUCCUAUGUAUGAUGUCCAUGACCAGGAUCAUUUGCCCAGGAUGCUGGCUUGUGGUCAUUCAAUUUCCAGGCUGCUUGAUUUUUGCAAGGAUAAGAAGAAUGAGUUGAACGUCUUUGUGCAUGAUUACCUACAAAAGAUAGCCUAUGUUACUUUCCUCAUGAAAGAUGUGAAGUUACAGUUUCCUGUUUUUAGAGAGGCAAUGUUGCGUCAGGAUGAUGUAUUUAGGGACCUAAAACUAUUCCGUGGGAUUGGUCCUGCAUAUAGAACCUGCCUUGCUGAAGUAGUGAGAAGAAAGGCUUCAAUGAAACUUUACAUGGGCAUGGCUGGACAACUGGCUGAGCAGCUUGCAACAAGGAGGGAGGUUGAGAUUAGGAGACGGGAGGAGUUUCUGAAAGCAAACAGUUCAUAUAUACCUAGAGAUAUAUUAGCAUCAAUGGGGUUAUAUGAUACUCCUAAUCAGUGUGAUGUGCAUAUAGCUCCAUUUGACACUAAUUUGCUUGAUAUUGACAUCUCAGACGUGGACCGUUAUGCUCCUGAUUAUUUGGCUGGACUUCCUGCGAAAGGUGAUAAGACUCCAAACUUGAAAGGUUCGUGUUCAAUGUCUAAUGACAGUUCUCACUCAGCCGAGAUGGAAGAAAUUGGUGAGGAAGCACUUGAGAAAGAUGGCUCUGAGCAGCCCCUUGAGAGCUGUGAGUUGUUAGAGAUUGCUGGAACUAGCAAGACGGAAGUCGAGAAUGCAAAACUGAAAGCUGAACUAGCUUCUGCAAUAGCCCUGAUAUGUUCCCUUUGCCCAGAAAUUGAAUAUGAGUCGAUGGAUGAUAGUACUGUGGAUAGUCUAUUGAAGAAUGCAGAUAAGACAACUGAAGCCUUGCGGCUGAAAGAUGAAUAUGAAAAGCAUCUUCAAUCUUUGCUUAAGGAAAAGCAAAUGCAGUGCAUGUCAUAUGAAAAACGCAUUCAAGAACUAGAGCAGAGAUUGUCUGACCAGUAUUUGCAGGGGCAGAAACUUUCAAAUAGUAAAGAUGCAUCUGACUUUGCUCUUUUAGCUGCAAAGACUGAAGACUGUAAACCAGAAAUCUCCAGUGGCGGUGAAACACACAUGCCUUAUUCUUUGACCUCAGAACCCAUGGACGAGGUUUCUUGCAUUUCUAAUUCUUUGAAUGCCAAACUGGGGCUUUUCACAAGGCAACCAAGCAAAGGUAGAGAAGGGUUUGAUGAAAAUAUGAUGGACUCCUCUGGGAUGUUGAAUACUCAGCUGGAUUCAUCAAUGGUGGAGCCACAUCGUGAAGAGCUGCAAGUUUGUGGUAAAGAUGGGAAGGAUAAGAUGGUGGGACAACUGGGCAUUUCACUGACAAACAGUUCCACAGCUGAGAGUAUGCCUGAGCCUCUCCAUGUCUCACCUUCUGAUGCAGAUACUGAGCCUAAAGUCAGUGGUGACCGUGACAUUGUGUUAGAAUUGCAAACUGCACUUGCAGAAAAUUCAAACCAACUGAGUGAAACUGAAACGAAGCUCAAAGCUGCUCUAGAUGAGGUUGCCAUGCUUACUAGUGAGUUAGAAAUGAGUCGGAAGCUCCUCGAUGAAUCUCAGAUGAAUUGUGCUCACUUGGAGAACUGCUUGCAUGAAGCAAGAGAGGAAGCUCAAACCCAUCUUUGUGCAGCUGAUCGGAGGGCCUCAGAAUAUAAUAAACUGCGUGCUUCUGCUGUGAAACUCCGUGGUCUUUUUGAAAGACUUAGGAGCUGUGUAUAUGCUCUGGGUGGAGUUGCUGAUUUUGCUGAUUCUUUGCGUGCUUUAGCUCAAUCUUUGGCCAGUUCCAGCAAUGAGAAUGAGGAUGAGGGUGCUGCUGAGUUCCAGAAAUGCAUACGAGUCCUCGCAGAUAAAGUUGGCUUCUUGUCCACACCCAGUGCAGAGCUGCUUGACAAGUACCCAAAGCUUGAAGCUGCAAAUGAACAGCUUGGAAAAGAAUUGGAAGAGAAGAAAGAGCUGGUUGCCACCCUAUACAAAAAGCAUCAACUUGAGAAGCAGGCAAACAAGGAAAGGAUAUCUUUUAGCCGAUUGGAAGUCCAUGAGAUUGCUGCAUUUGUUCUCAACUCAGCUGGACAUUACGAGGCUAUUAACCGGAACUCCUCUAAUUAUUUUCUGUCUGCUGAAUCUGUGGCCCUGUUCACAGACCAUCUCCCAAGCCAACCCAGGUACAUUGUUGGGCAGAUUGUGCAUAUUGAACGCCAAGCCGUAAAGUCAUUGCUUCCUACCUCAACAAGGCCUGACCAUGGCAGGGCAGAUCAAGCGGAUCUUCUGAUCACUGACCAAGGGACUGACCGGAUGAACUUCAAUUUGGGAUCGACUUCCAACCCAUACAAUCUUCCUAUCGGGUGUGAAUACUUUGUAGUGACAGUAGCCAUGUUACCUGAUACAGCCAUUCAUUCAGCGCCUCCUUCCUGA
This is a messenger RNA of Dovyalis caffra, 3675 nucleotides long. The record is from the annotation of a GenBank genome assembly. Lineage: Eukaryota; Viridiplantae; Streptophyta; Magnoliopsida; Malpighiales; Salicaceae.